Fukomys damarensis (Damara mole-rat) is the source of this 754-nucleotide messenger RNA. RefSeq lists its product as uncharacterized. The record is from RefSeq and is a predicted model, not a curated record. The coding region runs from base 52 to 336 and encodes 94 amino acids. NCBI's taxonomy places the organism in Eukaryota, Metazoa, Chordata, Mammalia, Rodentia, Bathyergidae. The transcript is spliced from 4 exons.
CUGCAGAUCUCUGCUCCGCUCUUCCGCACCAACGGCCGAGUCUCUCUCCGGAUGCGGCCGGCCAGGCUGCCUCCCCUGUCCCCAACUCCAGUCAGCCGUGAUGUCCUGCCGUUCCUGAGUCCGAGCAGUCUACGGCCGUACCAUCCUGAACGCACCCACUCUCGUCUGAUCUCAGAAGCUAAGUUCCUAACCUUGGGGUCACUGGUAAUUGUCCGUGGAGCUUCAUGUCUGAGGGAAUGCUGGAGCUACACAUCAGAAGAAACCAGACUCCCUGAAAGACUGUGUGGAUCAGAACUAUGCCCCUUAUCUGGACCAGUCACCUCAACACCAUCAUAGCCAGGUCUGACGUGCCAGAGGAAGUGGCUUAUUACCCAUUUGGAAAGCAAUAUUUUCACAGCCUCGCUAACACUGCUUUGAUUUGGUUAUCAAAACUUAACUACUGGAAAUGGAAAACCAUGAAUAGUUCCAUUAGGACAAAUCUCCAUUAGGAAAAGCCCCAGGAGGUACUUUCAGAUGAGAAGUUCAGUGCCGUGGACUGAAAUCAUCUGGGAUGGAGUCUGGAAUGACUAGAAGGGACAGCCUGGAAAACAGCACAUGAAAAUGUACAAUUUGCAACAGUGCGUGUUUCAAGAGACUCAAUACCAGCUACCCUAAGUAAGCAGGUUCUCAGGGCACGACUAUUUUCUUCUGACACUGGCAGCUGCUUCUCCCAGCAGUGGCUUAAAAGAAAACUAACAGGAGUCAUUUUGGCAAG